AUGACUGAUGCUAGCGAUUUUGCAGUUGGAGCAGUCCUUGGGCAGCGCAAGGACAAGAAACUUCAUGUGAUCUAUUACGCAAGCAAAACCAUGGAUGAAGCUCAAUGCAGAUUCACUACGACUGAGAAGGAACUUCUGGCUAUUGUUUUUGCAUUCGAAAAGUUCAGAUCCUACCUGGUGGGAUCAAAGGUGAUUGUGCACACAGACAAUACUGCUCUUAAGUACUUGCUCACAAAGAAGGAUGCAAAACCGAGACAGUAUGUUUGGGAUGAACCGUACUUGUACAAACAUUGCAAGGAAGACAUAUUCAGAAGGUGUGUUCCAGAGGUAGAAAUUCCAGGGAUUCUACAUCAUUGUUAUGGUUCCUCUUAUGCAGGGCACUUCACCACAUUCAAGACGGUUUCCAAAAUCCUUCAAGCAGGUUUCUGGUGGCCAACUAUGUUCAGAGAUGCUCACGCCUACAUAGCUCGAUGCGAUGCAUGCCAGCGACUUGGGAACAUCACCAAAAGGAAUGAAAUGUCUCAGAAUUACAUUUUAGAAGUUGAGGUGUUCGACUGUUGGGGAGUCGACUUCAUGGGACCAUUCCCUCCGUCCUUCAAGAACGAGUACAUCCUGGUCGCCGUUGACUACGUCUCCAAGUGGGUAGAAGCAGUGGCGAGUCCCACUAAUGAAACAAAAGUGGUGACUAAGAUGUUCAGCUCCAUCAUCUUUCCGAGAUUUGGGGUGCCUAGAGUGGUCAUUAGCGAUGGCGGAACACACUUCAUCAACAAGUCAUUUCAGAGCUUGUUGAAGAAGAAUGGGGUGAAACACAAGGUGGCUACCGCUUAUCACCCCCAGACGAGUGGACAUGUUGAAGUUUCCAACAGGGAAGUCAAGAACAUUCUACAAAAAUCUGUCAAUACCUAG
Brassica oleracea var. oleracea is the source of this 906-nucleotide messenger RNA. RefSeq lists its product as uncharacterized. Gene Ontology annotation, molecular function: nucleic acid binding. NCBI's taxonomy places the organism in Eukaryota, Viridiplantae, Streptophyta, Magnoliopsida, Brassicales, Brassicaceae. The transcript is spliced from 2 exons. The coding region runs from base 1 to 906 and encodes 301 amino acids. The record is from RefSeq and is a predicted model, not a curated record. Gene Ontology annotation, biological process: DNA integration.